Hymenoscyphus albidus is the source of this 3432-nucleotide messenger RNA. Lineage: Eukaryota; Fungi; Ascomycota; Leotiomycetes; Helotiales; Helotiaceae. The record is from the annotation of a GenBank genome assembly.
CAUAGGCGAGUUGAUACCUCUCUAGUAGUUCCGUUCAGGUCUACCUGCUCGUACAUCACCAACUACCACUACCUACGAUACAACCUCGCCUUUUAUCCACCCGUCCUAGCACAAUUCCCACGCGGCGCUAUGAUCUUCUAAAUACCACCGCUACCCGGAAUUUUAUGGUCUGCCCUGUAAGAAGCUUGCUCCAGCUUGGGGCGACCCAGAGUGAAAGUACAACGCUCGAAACACCGCAGCUCAUCUUCCAGCAGGACCGAGAACUAUUAUGACCGCCGACCUGCCGGGUCCUAAUCUUGCACCUAACGACUCGCUGCCUGAUGAACAAUUGAUUACCGUGCCCAAAACUUCCGCUGCCUGCCAGCCUCUGAACAAAAUGAAGUCGAACGGUUAUCCCGAAACCCAUGAGGUUCCUCUGCCGGAGUCGGAAGCUGUUGAGAAGAAUACAAAACUCGGUAUUGAUGCGAGAUCCAAAAUCUCAAGCCUACUGAAGGAUAGAGAACAGGAAUGGACAGCGGUAGCAAAGAAAGAGGGACCGCUUCAACUACUGGAUUUGCCCAUGGAUGUGCUGAAAGAAAUUGUGAAAGAGGUAAUGUUUGGAGUGAGUGGUAUACACAAUUCCUAACUAACUUAGUAUAGGUUACUCAUACAAACGAUCUGACUGCCUUAGCACUUACCCAUUCUGCUCUGCAUAACCUUGCCAUCCCACAUAUUUAUUCGAGAUUCGACAUUGUAUGGCCUGACGCCCACGCCACGAAUGACCCCAGAACUGGGGUUGAUGCCCUUACCUAUGGACUUGCAACACUUUGUAUGGGAGACACAUUCUCACAACAAACCCCUGACCAGUCAUUUACUUGUUUGAACUGCGGAACUGUCAACUCCACCGAUUGCACCCAUAGUCUGAUAGCGGCUCCAGGGAAUGGCCAAAGACGAUUGGGAAAUCAAUAUCCACAGUUUACAAGAAAGUUUUCAUUGGGAAAUGGACCUGCUGAUUGGGUACAGGAAUACCUAAUUACCAAGGAGAGCGGGAAAAUGUUGGGAACACUUGUAGCCUUAGCCGUGGCUAGGAUGGUAAAUUUGGAGGCAUUUGUUUGGGAUAUGCCAACUGGUGUUCUGACAGAUGUGUGGCUUGCUCUCUCGUCCCUAGAAUCUAGGAGUCCAAACAAAGAAUGCCGAUUGGAGCGGGUUUGGGUUAGGUGGCAUGAUAAUUCUGAAGCUGCGAAUCCUUCUGCUCCUCCUGCUCCAUCCAAUAAUCCCCAGCAGAUGUUUUCGGGGAGUACCAUGACAUCUGUUGGUUGGACAGUUCCUUUAGGAUCUUCAAACCCUCCACCCCUUCGAGCGCUCGCCCAGAGUCAUGUUGAAUACCCAACACUGAGCGUUUUGCCUCCGCUCAAGAGUCUGUCGGUACUGGAUAUCGAUGAGCUAGACUACCUCGAUGAAAUGAGUGUCUUGAUCGCAAAAUCAAAAACCCGCCUACGUGAAUUGAGGGUUGGCAUAGCUGCAAAAGCUGUCACUCGGGAAUUUGCCAUUGCUUGGGACGGACAAGACUUGCAGCAGGUUGACCAUAAGGCACAGUGGCCAGGCGCCAGCACUAUUGGGGAAAGACGGCUGGGAGGUGUUUUAGGGAUUCUCUUGGGCCGUAUAUUCGACAUCCGCAAGAAACCACGAGCAGCCAAACCUGAGAAGAAAGAUGCGAUUGCAGUGGCCUCAUCUACACCGAUGCCGAUUGAAGCUCAACACAUAGAGACCGAAGUACCAUUUCCAAUCGACAUGUCAAAUGGAGAGAGCCUGGGAAAUCAUAAUGUGCACCCUACAGAGACUUCUUUGGAAGAAGACUGGGCUGGAAAACAAAACGUUUUAGCUAAUGAAGGUACAUACAACACCGGUGCCCAUCAUAUAACGGAUCCGACUUUCACAAGCAUGCCUCUCGACCCAGUACAAUCUGAUAUUGAAUCGCUCAAUGCAUUGAUUUCUGCUCACGGCCUUCAUGCCACUCCUAACGAAGAGAGCUUUGCUGACUUGCAACCGGUUACUGGCACAGAUCCCACUUUGAGACGAGUGCCAACGCAAAGUCAGAAACAAUCUCAUUUUUCAGAAAAUCACUCGGCAGAGCGAGAACGGCUUGAUGGGAGAUUGAGAUUACAAACGUUGGAAUUGGAACGCAUUCCAUUGUCUGUGUCGGUUCUCCAGAAGGGAUUUGACUGGUCUGUCCUAACAAAUUUGACCAUACUGGAUUGUCCACAGCAUGACAGACUAUGGGUGAUGCUGCGGAGACACUUCCAGCCUACGCCCAUUGGCCCAGGCCACUCAUCGAGACAUAGUUCCAGCGCCAUGCAGUAUCAUUUAAACUUGAAGAAAAUUCACACCGAUGCUGCAUCUCCAUCGCUCAUCUCGUUUCUGAAGGAGACUCUAGCACCGAAUACGUUGGAGACUCUCUUCCUACAAGACAGGAAACGUUCAAGCGCCACCAAUGUCACGAUUGUAAGCUGGCUCUUUUCGUUUAAGGUUUGACAACAAACUAACCAAAGAUUCUUAGGAUGCAAUAUAUAAAGGACCAUUAAAGAGACAUCGUGCCAGUUUGAAGAAAUUAAUGCUCGACAGUUCAGACAAGAUACCCCGAGGCCCAACAAGUUCAUCAGAAAGCUCAAGAUAUAGAGCUUGGAUGCCAACCCGCGAUGUAUUGAGUUUCAUUACCAGCGGUCGGAUGUCUAGUUUACGAGAAUUGAGCAUUGCUAUUGAUUACAAGGAUUGGGUAAGAUAUUCCCCUUUCUUUCAAAAAUGUGAUUGGAAGCUUACGCUGGUUAGCAUCAUUUUCUUCAACGCCUGUGUCAGAUUCCUCAUCUGCGAUCCUUGAACGUUCCUUUUAUUGCAGACCAUGUUACGGCGGCUUUCGUUCCGCGAGAGCUGGUAAUGCAAGUAAUUGAUGUUAUACACUUGCGACCGGAGGUUGAGCUCUGCUACAUUGGUAUAUCCGAUAAAUGUUUCGAGAUCCUUGAAAACCGCUCCAGCGAUGAAACGCAUGGCUCUACAGAUAUGGGGCAAAGCAUAUUGGCUGAUGGUCCCGAGGGGGCUGAUGACGAGGAUGAGGACGAGGACGAAGGAAGCGAGGAUGAUGAAGACGAGGAAGAAGACGAGGAUAACGGGACCGCCACGGCGGCUGUUGACCCCGAUGAAACAGAAUCCGACAUGUCAGAUCACGAGGAUUCGGAUUCGGAUUCUUCGGAUGGUUCCGACGAUGGGCACUCUAAAAUUCGUCUUCGACCAAGGGAAAUUCUGUUUUAUGAUGACAAAGUAGCUAUAUUCAAAGCUCGUCACGGAAAGCUAUAAUCGCCGGGUUGUGGGGAGGGGGAAAACGUAAUGGAGUCAUUUACAUGUACAACUUCUGGAGUUCUUGAGCGCAUUGGUAAAUUUGCACUCUAUUGCAUUGCCAGA